UUGUACUGUGAUGGAAAGAAGUGAGAGAUAUAUUUUUGUUAACUUCGUAUAAAUAUCAUUGUGAAAAGGAAAUUAAUGCAAACAUGUCUAUGCGACCCGAUGAUCAUCGAAGGAAAUGGAAUCGGGAAGAGUACGAAAGGAUUGCACUUCAAAGACUUCAAGAUGAGAUUGCAGAAGAAGAAUUAGGAAUUCCCAAGCAGCCAACAGUUAAAAGGGAAUUGUUGAAGCAAAGAGAUUAUAAGGUUGAUCUCGAAUCUAAACUAGGAAAAAGUGUUGUUAUCAAUAAAAAUACGCCAUCAUCACAAACUGGAGGAUACUACUGCAAUGUUUGCGACUGUGUUGUCAAAGAUUCAAUCAAUUUCUUGGACCAUAUCAAUGGGACAAAACAUCAACGUAAUCUUGGUAUGUCCAUGAAGAUAGAGCGAUCUACAUUGGAUCAGGUUAAAGCAAGAUUUGCACAAAACAAAAAGAAACUCGAAGAAAAAAAGAAAGAUUAUGAUUUGGAACAAAGAGUGAAGGAGCUGAAGGAAGAGGAAGAAAAAAUCAAAGAAUAUAGAAAGGAAAAGCGAAAAGAUAAGAAGAGGAAAAUUGAGGAAUUAUCCGAGGAUGAUGCAGGACCUUCCGAUGAAAUGGCUGCGAUUAUGGGAUUCUCUGGCUUUGGUUCGAAAAAAAAGUGACAAAUUGCUGUUGUCGAACGUUCAUGAAUUAUUUGAAGAAGAAAAUAUUCUUUGAUGAAGAUCGCGACCGAAUCGUAUAGAUAUGAUGUGAAGAAAA
Messenger RNA from Acromyrmex echinatior (Panamanian leafcutter ant), 774 nucleotides. RefSeq names its product zinc finger matrin-type protein 2. Gene Ontology annotation, molecular function: zinc ion binding; nucleic acid binding. NCBI's taxonomy places the organism in Eukaryota, Metazoa, Arthropoda, Insecta, Hymenoptera, Formicidae. Gene Ontology annotation, cellular component: spliceosomal complex; U4/U6 x U5 tri-snRNP complex. The record is from RefSeq and is a predicted model, not a curated record. Gene Ontology annotation, biological process: mRNA splicing, via spliceosome.